GUGACGGUAGUUGGUAUCAUAUUUUGCGUAAACUGUAAAGCCCCUUUGCUUGUGAUUCUGUGAAUAUGUCGACGCCUUCGUCAAACCCUGCAGGUGUUGCUGCUCCCGUUACGAAAGUCACAUCGAAUGAAGAAGAUUUACGGGCCGAACUUCGGUCCGUCAUGCUCAAAUUACGGAAACGUGAACCGUUAGAUCCAACUUAUAAGAGACUAUUGAUGAAUGGCGUUGUGACACCACGCCGCCCGGUUCUCCCUAAAGGACGCAUCUACAAACGCGUUGGAACCCGCCUCCGAGAACGCGUCGAAAAUUAUAUCGAACAAAAUCGAGGUAAGGACCUCUAUGAUCGAAUUUCUCAGCGUCAGCCAUUGGAAGAGGAUAAAAUGCGUGCUGCGUUGACUCUUCGAGAGGCCAAAGAUCAUGAGCAACAGGCGCUUUUGGAAGCCACUCUGUCCUCGUUGCCUCGACGAAAUGGUAUGGAUGAAAUGAGUCGUCGACGGCACAUGGAAGGAAUUGCUAUGGGCUUGCAGAAUCGCGAGAAAGUCCCUCCGAGAGCAUUCACCCCUGUUCCCACUACUGCUGCCGAGCAAAUAGAAGCAGCUCGACAGCAAGCUGAGCUGGAACAAAAGCGCGAGCAAGCGCGCGCGCAAGAAGAAACACGUCGCAAGCGAGAGGAUGACGAUCGUCGUCAAAGAGAAGAAGAGAUCGAGCAACGUCGAAAUACUGUUGAGACUCCUCAACAAGCACUACGGAGAAUCUACUACCCUAUCUUCAAAAAGCUUUGGGAUAUGGAUUUCCCUCAUUUGGGAGGUAUCAAUCCUUUUCGAAUUGUUAUCGAUCGAGAAAACUGUGCUUCGGUUGGCGCUCCUGACUAUUUCGAUGUUAUUGAGACACCAAUGAAUCUGUCGUACAUUCAACAAAAGGUAGACAGUCUGACAUACGAAAAUCUUGGAGGCUUCUUUUCGGACGUGGAACUUAUGCUGAAAAACGCCUUGAAAUACAACAGUGAUCCCAGUAACCCUUAUCGUAUUGCUGCCGAAGAAAUGCGGAAGAGGUAUCUGAAAAUGGCAAAGAAGGUAAUGGCCGUCCUGAAACAGAACCAGCGCCGUCAGCCGAGCUAG
Molecule: messenger RNA, 1118 nt
Organism: Phaeodactylum tricornutum CCAP 1055/1
Lineage: Eukaryota; Bacillariophyta; Bacillariophyceae; Surirellales; Neidiaceae
Exons: 1
Coding region: 66-1118 (350 amino acids)
Biological process (GO): regulation of transcription by RNA polymerase II
Cellular component (GO): SAGA complex; SLIK (SAGA-like) complex
Molecular function (GO): structural molecule activity; protein binding
Source: RefSeq, a predicted model, not a curated record